CACUCAUCUCCAUUACUACUUCAUAGUAACGUCAAUUUAAAACAUACACAUAAGCCAUGUCAAGCUACCAAGGUCAAUGCCACUGCGGCAACACUCAGUGGAAGGCGUCGCUAGAGAAGGACCAGCAGGCGCAUGUUCUGUGCCACUGCAAUACGUGCAAGCAGCUCUCCGGCGCGCCGUACACGCUGAAUCAGAUCAUCCCGGCUAAAGCAUUGAGCUUCACCAAGGGUGGUGACGACCUGGGAAAGUACACGUACAAGGGCGAUUCUGGCAAAUCCGUCCAUUGCUACUACUGCAAGAACUGCACCGCGCACGCAUACCACAUGCAGGAAGCCCUCGGCGACGACAAGAUCGUCCUCAGGACCGGACUGUUGGAGCAAGGGCUUAAGGAUUUUGGACCCGGCGCGGAGAUCUUCUGCAAGGACCGAUUGCCAUGGGAGAAGGAGGUUGCGACCUCUUUCGAUGUCAUGCCUCCUUCGUAGAGGAGCGAUGAGACUAUCGUUUGACUUUGGAGUAUGGAGCGGAUGUUGCAUGCGAUGAAACUGGGAGUUGUACAUAGGCUGUUUGGGGACAAGAUGCAUCAUUUGAG
Messenger RNA from Boeremia exigua, 589 nucleotides. RefSeq names its product Mss4-like protein. Lineage: Eukaryota; Fungi; Ascomycota; Dothideomycetes; Pleosporales; Didymellaceae. The record is from RefSeq and is a predicted model, not a curated record. Gene Ontology annotation, molecular function: carbon-sulfur lyase activity. The transcript is spliced from 3 exons. Bases 57 to 482 code for a protein of 141 amino acids.